Messenger RNA from Neltuma alba, 3049 nucleotides. RefSeq names its product pentatricopeptide repeat-containing protein At5g24830-like. The coding region runs from base 552 to 2336 and encodes 594 amino acids. The transcript has 9 exons. Gene Ontology annotation, molecular function: protein binding; mRNA binding. The record is from RefSeq and is a predicted model, not a curated record. NCBI's taxonomy places the organism in Eukaryota, Viridiplantae, Streptophyta, Magnoliopsida, Fabales, Fabaceae.
UGGCCCUACGGCCAAUAAGGAGAAGCCAUCAGGGUCUAAGGUUACUCUCAUUGUAGAUCCGAGUAAGUUUCUGAAACUUAGAAAAAGGCUUUGGAUUACAUUUUAAACUUCCCUUUCCGGUCUUCAGCCGCACAUGUUCGGCCAUCCUCUUCAAGGGCGUCCUUCUCUUGCGCAAGUUUCACGGAUCUCUUGUAGUCCCUCCCUAAUUCCUCAGUCUUACGCACCGUCUCCCCGGUUUCCUAUCGCUGCCUUUGUUCAGGAGGAACUCAUCGAGUCAUAGCUUCUAGCGGUUCUGAUCAGACAUCGGCGGCGGCGCUCCCUCGUCCGAUAAAGAAGCAUAGGCUUAAAGGUUGAAACUUGUGUACCAGACACAAACAUCCCUUCACAUCCAUUUGCCCCACCCCACACUCUUUAGGAUUUGAAUCCCUAUUCAUCUAAUUGUGUCUCCAUGCAACCUGUGUAGUUUAUUUUAUGCUGCACAAAACUAUGCAUCUUUCUAUGGCUCCAAUUUUUUUAAUAUAAAUUGAAACCAACAAAUUUGAGUGAGCUGGAUGGCACUAUUAGCUGCCUUUGGAGAGUCACAUUUCCUGCAUGUCCAUAUUGCUUUCUUAAGAUUUUUGAAUCAGUUUGAGUGCAUCAAGCAUGAUGUUGGCCAGAUCAUUGCUGGCAUUUUCUGCUCCCAACCAGGGAAGGAUAGAGGUGGCAGGAUUCUCUGUGAAGAGUAUAUGCAUUCAUCAUUUACCAAAGAUUUGAUGUCAAAUUUGGGAAGAGAGUGCCAAUUAGAUGCUGAAAAUCUGUCAAGAGAGAGGAAUUUUGGUGAAAAGAAUGCGCCACGAGCUGUUUUCAAUGCUUUGGAUAAUAUGCUAAAGGACAGUCUAGAGCGUCUGCAGAAGAUGAGGAAAUGCAUAACUUUGGCAAAAGUAGAUCUUGCAGGAUAUACAUGUAAACUUAACUACAUUGAACACACAACCAUCAUCAGAAUAUUGUGCUUGGAAGGUAAAUUGGGAGCAGCAUUAUGGCUUCGGAGCAAAAUGGUGCAGAAAGGUUUUAUUCCUGAUGCAUUUACCCACAACCAUCUGGUGAAUGGGCUGUGUAAAAUGGGUCUAAUGGACGAAGCAGACUGGCUUAUUAAACAGAUGUUAGAACUGGGCCCCUCUCCCAACCGUGCUACCUUCAACACGUUUAUAAAGGGUUAUUGCCUCACUAAUAAUUUAGAUAAAGCUCUUCAUCUGUUUUCUACCAUGGCCUAUGCUGGUAUUCAGCCAAACAGGGUAACAUGUAACAUUCUUGUGCAUGCGUUUUGUGGGAAAGGCCUUUUGAAAGAAUCUAAAAUGCUUUUUGAAAAAAUAUUAAAUGAUGAUGAUGGUGAAGGAAAACCAGAUUUAGUUACCUCUACCAUAUUUAUGGAUUAUCAUUUUAAGAAUGGAGCUAUGGUUCAAGCUCUUAGUCUUUGGGAUGAGAUGCUUCAGAAGAAUGUAAAAGUAGAUGCUGUUGCUUACAAUGUUCUAAUCCAUGGACUUUGUAUGGGUCAAAAAAUGAAUCUUGCUUAUGGAUAUGCUUGUGAAAUGAUUAAGAAAGGUUUGCUUCCUGAUGUGUUUACUUACAAUACUCUUAUCAGCGCCCUUUGCAAGGAAGGCAAGGUUGAUGAAGCUUGCUAUCUUCUUGGGGUUAUGUCUAAAAUGGGAAUUAUUCCUGAUCAAAUAUCCUAUAAUAUUAUGAUACAGGGCCUUUGUUUGAAUGGAUAUGCUGUUAGAGCCAAACAACUGCUUCAAUUUAUGUUGGAUUAUAUAAUGGUGCCCAAGCCUUUAACAUGGAACCUUGUAAUUGACUGUUAUGGAAAAUGUGGAGAUCUCAGCAAUGCAUUCUUUAUGAAAGAUCAGAUGCUGGCUUUUGGUGUUCGGCCCACUGUAUUUACUUAUAAUGUAUUAAUUAAUGCGCAAGUGAAGAUUGGGAACUUUUAUGACGCUUAUUCUCUGAAGGAAGAUAUGGUUUUAAAUGGUGUCUAUCCUGAUGUGGUUACUUACAAUUUGUUGAUUGGUGCUGCUUGCAAUUUAGGCAACCUUAGUGUUGCACUUCUAUUAGUUGAUGAGAUGCUCAAAAUGAGAUAUGAGCCAGAUUUGAUCACUUACACUGAACUAAUUAGAGGGUACUGCAUUAGAGGUAACAUAAAAGAGGCAGCAGAGCUUUUUGGCAAAAUACAGAAAUCUGGUUUAUUGAGUGAUCAUGUUCCAGUUCAGAUUCUUUUUAACAAAUACUGCAAACUGGAAGAACCAGUCAUGGCAUUUAACUUUUAUCAGGACUGGUUAAUGAGUAAGCAGUGCUGUCAUCUUCACUAAAUACUGUAUUAUGCCCAUUGAUUUAGACAUUGCGGAGUCACACUUUGGAAAAGAAAGCUAUGCUUGAUUGAAAGUCUUCUUUUGGUUUCUGGAGCAGACUUCAAUUAAAAUGUGCUUCUCAUGUUUUGGCUCAUAUGAGUAACAAAUGCUCUAGCAAUUCCAGAUUCAUGCAGAUGGUACCAGUGGAUAAAAAUCAGUUCAGGUGUCACUAUGCUGCUGCUCAGAUUGCUUUGAAAUCUUGUUCUCGUUUGGAACAUGUUCAUGACGAUAUUAGAACAGUGAACAGUGAACUUACUGGAGAGAGAGCACGACGUGAAACUGUAGUUCCUCAUAAAAUGUGGGACUCUAUCUUUCAUUCUUUGGGAUAAUCCUACCUAAAUUCAUAUCAAUCAUAACGAACGUUGGGAAAAAGUGGCACUUCGUUACGUGAAGGAUAUCGGGAUGAUGCAGCAUUGCCAUCAACAUCUGGAGUUUUGGAAUAAGAAUGGGAAUUAUAGUCACUAAUUCAUAUUGUCGAUCGAAUGGCUCAAACUGCGACUUUGAGGACUUUAUUUGCAGGCACAUGAAGUUUUGACAACUUCAAAUCAAAUACAUCAACGGGAGGAAUCCAAUGAGUGGCAAGAGACAUCAAGAAAUAUUUAGGCUGGAAAUUUCGCUUUACUGUGUAGAAAAAUUAUUGGCCACAAAAUAAGUAUAAUUUUAUGUAUUGGAAA